Messenger RNA from Aphanomyces astaci, 2123 nucleotides. RefSeq lists its product as hypothetical. The transcript is spliced from 7 exons. Gene Ontology annotation, molecular function: S-adenosyl-L-methionine transmembrane transporter activity. Gene Ontology annotation, cellular component: mitochondrial inner membrane. NCBI's taxonomy places the organism in Eukaryota, Oomycota, Saprolegniomycetes, Saprolegniales, Verrucalvaceae. The record is from RefSeq and is a predicted model, not a curated record. Gene Ontology annotation, biological process: transmembrane transport. The annotation marks the transcript as partial.
GAUGGACAAGGACGCCGCUGUGGUCCCCCCGACGAAGAGCUUCCUGAUAUCGCUCAUCGCGGGCGGGAUGGCUGGCACAGGUGUCGAUGUGGCCUUGUACCCGUUGGACACCAUCAAGACGCGCCUUCAGAGUUCGCAGGGGUUCCUCAAAGCUGGCGGAUUCAAAGGCGUAUACAAAGGGUUGUCUGCUGCCGCCGCCGGAUCUGCUCCUGGAGCUGCGUUGUUCUUUAGCUCGUACGAAACCACGAAAGCGUUCUUGCAAAAGCAACAGCCCCAUCUUGCCGACUCCCCAGUCAUCCACAUGGCGUCUGCUGCCAUGGGCGAGACCGCGGGGUGUCUUGUCCGCGUGCCGACAGAAAUCGUCAAGCAAAACCUCCAAACUGGCGCAUUCCAGUCGUUCCAAGAGUCCAUUCGCAGCAUCUACGGCACGAACGGUAUCGCAGGCUUUUACCGCGGGUACUGGAGUUUGUUGGCUCGUGAAAUUCCAUUUUCGUUCAUUCAAUUUCCCCUCUGGGAAGGCAUGAAGUCCACAUGGAGCCAACGCCAAGGAGAAGCCGUGAGCCCCGUGCAAGGGGCCGUUUGUGGCGCCCUCUCUGGCGGGUUUGCUGCGUCUAUCACGACGCCGCUCGACGUGAUCAAAACGCGCCUCAUGCUGGGCAAGGAUGCCCAAGGCGUGGAGUACAUAGGCAUGCGAGAUGCAUUCACGCGCGUGUAUACACAGGAGGGGUGGCAGACGCUCUUCUCUGGCGUGAAGCCGCGCACCAUGUGGAUCACCAUCGGCGGGUUUGUCUUCUUCGGCGUGUACGAGCACGCGUCGGCAACCCUGUCGCGUUAACUUUGUCUCAUGCUUGGCUUAACUACUACGAUAUCUUUUGCCCCGUGUCUCACACAAUCUCGUCACGACCUUGUCACACAAACACCCCCCCCGUCAUGACGACGACGUGGUGGUUUCCGCAUGCAAACUACUAUUCGUAUCAUUCUCCAGCUCGUCCUGUUCGUCUUGCCUGACGAUCAUCGCCAACAAAUCCACUUGGUCGAUGGCCAUGGCCACCGCGCGAUGCCGGAUCUGCGUCACGAGGCUACCGAGGUGCAGUCCCCACGUAUCUUUGGGCCAGUGGGGGUCGCCACAGGGCACUUUGAACUUGGUUGCGAUGCGCAGGUGUCCGUGGAGUCGUUCGUGGGUUCGCAGGGCCAGCACGACGUGGUCCCAGUGGUAGUCCAGCGGGUCCCACACCAUCCCGAUGUGGUCCAACGCGUCGUGGUGGGCUCGGGGGAGGUCGUCCAUCCGGUUCCUGGUCGAAUGCACCAAUGAGCCCAACGCCAGCCCCCGCGUGUGCUCGGGGUACGAAGGGUCGUCGUCGGGCACGACAAAUCGCUUGGGCACGAGCAAAUCGCCGUGCUGCUUGACGUACGCCAUCAGCGCGUCCAUGUUGCGCGUCCACUGGUGGUCCCAUGCGUUCCACACAAAGUCCAGCGCGUUCAGUGCGGCGCGGCGGUCCGCGGGCAUCGCGUUUUCGCCGAGUUGCCGCCAUGACGCCGCCACUCGUCCGAGGGGGAUGCCGCGCAUGUGCACGGGCCAUUCGGGAUCGUCCACGGGCACGACGAAGCGCAAAGGGACGUGGGAGUGCUCGUGCAGUCGGAUGUACUGGUGCAGGGCCUCGAGGUGGUCGUCCCACUGCGAGUUCUUGACAUCCCACGUAAACCCUAACGCAAGGAACGACGCUUCGUGCCCAGGAUGCAAGAGGAGAUGACCGGUGCGCAUGUUGUGCACGGCGGCGCCGAGAGAGAGCCCCCACGUAUCUACCAGCCACCGACUGUCUCCAGCGGGGACUUUGAAAUGGCGCGGCACAUUGAGAUCGCCAUGGAGUUCCUUGUACACGGUCAACGCGUGCAGUCGAAGCGCACUCUUGUGGAAGUUGACGUCCCACACGAACGACAACGCGUCGAAUUGCUCAACGAGGGACGAGGGCACUUUGUGGUUCUUGUAUUGCCGCCGUAGCUCCGAGAUAGCGAGGGACUUUCCUCGCAGGUGUAGGGGAAAGUCGUCAUGGUCUGGCACGACGUAUGUCGACGGGAGAACAGUGAAGCUAGUCGGAGACUUUGCAUGCACCACUCGUGCGACG